Spodoptera frugiperda (fall armyworm) is the source of this 605-nucleotide messenger RNA. RefSeq lists its product as uncharacterized. The transcript is spliced from 2 exons. The record is from RefSeq and is a predicted model, not a curated record. Bases 138 to 569 code for a protein of 143 amino acids. Lineage: Eukaryota; Metazoa; Arthropoda; Insecta; Lepidoptera; Noctuidae.
UUAUCACCAAAUCAACGCAUGUACAUUUGAUAAUAAACAUUUUACUACUGAUUGCUAAUUUGAAGGAAGUAGUUAAGAUAAGUAGGUAAUUGCUAUUUGGUUCGUACAUGUUCAUUAUGUAAGUUUAGCAGAGAAAAAUGUUUCGUAUAUACAUAUUACUGUGUGGUCUUUCUCUAACCGAAGCCUACUCAGUCAAGGUCUCAGGUCAAAUGGAGCUGGGCACCAAACUGUCGAAGCUGAUCGUAGACUUGUACAAACAGUUAGAAGAGAGCGGGGUAAUCCAGGCACAAUAUAUAGAUGACGAUUUUGUGAAUAAAAAAGAAAAACUUGAAAUUUCACAAGAAAGCGGCGUAAAAGAAGAUACAGACUUUACCGACAAAACAAGACAAGAAAAGAAACAUAAGAAGAAGAGAGAUAAACGUGUCGUGCCUUCGUAUGAUCAAGGUCUCCCUGUCCUGGACAAAAUGGUGAAGAAUGAUUUGGAAAAACUCCACCUGUACGGCUACCAUAAGUCCCCGGAUAAAGACGGACAAGAUCUCGGGAAGCCUUUGAAUAAUGUCCACAUAUAAUAAUUUGAGAAUAAAGCGAUAUACUAUAUAACGAUA